Sclerotinia sclerotiorum 1980 UF-70 is the source of this 240-nucleotide messenger RNA. RefSeq lists its product with no specific name. Lineage: Eukaryota; Fungi; Ascomycota; Leotiomycetes; Helotiales; Sclerotiniaceae. The record is from RefSeq and is a predicted model, not a curated record. Bases 1 to 240 code for a protein of 79 amino acids. The transcript has 3 exons.
AUGGACGUGGACGUGGCUAUGGGAACGAAAAGCGAGAAGGAGAUGAAGUCAAACAUCCAAUGGGAGAUUUAUGUGGGAGAUUUCAUUCUGGACCUGGAUGUGCAGCAUGGGUUGGGAGAUUCAAGAUUGGCCUGGAUGAAGAACCGGCCAAUUGAUGGUUCAAGUGAAGAUAGGAGAUGCACACAAAACACUACAAUAGUCAGAGUCACCUUAAAUAACAUGGUACCAAAGAAUCAAUGA